CUGUCGCAUCGCUAGAGGAACGGAUACUAGGUCAGGCUUUGUUUGUGGAUGAGCUCCAUCACCUCCUCCCAGAAAUGUGGACGGAUAUAAGGAAACUACUGCUCUUUCAUUUGUUAGCCCUGAAACUUCAUUCCUCAAAAGGAGCAGAGGCAGAAGAGUGUGAGGAUGGUCAGUUUCAGUGCAAUAACAAAAGGUGUAUACCGACCAUAUGGAGGUGCGACGAUGAUGACGACUGCUCAGACAACAGCGACGAGGAAAACUGUGCCAGGAAGACGUGUGCCCCGGCAGAGUUUGCCUGUGCGAACGGCCAGUGUGUACCAGGCCGCUGGCGCUGUGACGGGGAACCAGAGUGUCCCGACGGCUCAGAUGAGGCAGACGCCACCUGUAGCAAACAGACCUGCCCUCCGGAGAAGUUUGACUGCGGCGGCUCUACCAACAAGUGUGUCUCAGUGUCGUGGCGAUGCGACGGCGAGCGGGACUGUGAGAACGGGUCAGACGAGGAGGACUGUGCCGCCGACGCCAAGUCCUGCCCGAAAAGCGAAUUCCAGUGUGCCAACCGCAAGUGCCUGGCACCUGUCUACGUGUGCGACGGCGAUGACGACUGCGACGACGGCUCCGACGAACUAAAAUGCUCCUCCCGCCACUCGCCAACGACCACCUGCGGUCCGCACGAGUUCCGCUGCAACACCUCAGAGUGCGUGCCUGUCAUGUGGAGCUGUGACGGCGACCCAGACUGCCCAGAUGGCUCUGACGAGUGGCCGGAGCGUUGUGGGAGUGAAGGGUCGCAAUCGCGACGCAGGAUGAACUGUACGGUGGAGGAGUUUCGGUGCGCCAACGGGGAGUGUGUGAGGCUGGCGUGGAAAUGUGACGGGGAUCCGGACUGCAAGGAUAAAUCGGACGAGGCGGAUUGUCCUCUGCUGACGUGCCGCCCAGAUGAAUUCCAGUGUGGGGACGGCUCCUGUAUCCACGGCACCAAGCAGUGUAACAAGGUCCACGACUGUCCUGACCAGAGUGACGAGUCAGGCUGUGUCAACGCCACUAAGUGUGAGGGGCCCCUGAAGUUCCUGUGUAAGAACGGAGAGUGUAUCGACAGCGCUAAGGUGUGUGACAACGUCAAGGACUGCAAGGACCGCUCCGAUGAGCCCAAGAAGGAGUGUGGACUCAACGAGUGCGCGCUCAACAAUGGCGGCUGCUCUCACAUCUGCCUGGAUCGACCAAUCGGCUACGAGUGCCAUUGUCCCACCGGGUACCAGCUACUGGACAAGAGGACAUGUGGAGACAUUGAUGAGUGCGAGAGCCCCAACGCCUGCAGCCAGAUCUGCAUCAACUACAAGGGAGACUUCAAGUGUGAGUGCUACCAAGGCUAUGAGAUGGACCCCGUCACCAAGACCUGCAAGGCAGAGGGGAAGUCUCCCUACCUGAUGUUCACCAACCGCCAUGAGAUCCGUCGGGUGGACCCAGUGAAGAAGGAUUACAGCCAGGUGCUGGCAACCCAGAAAAACGCUGUGGCGCUUGACAUAGACGUGGCCAAUAACCGCCUGUUCUGGUGCGACCGCUUCCACCGCAACAUCUACAGUGCUCUGAUCCCGGAGGCCAGUGUCCCGUUCCAGCAGGUGACCCUGGUGGACUCUGGCUCUCUCCUCUCCCCCGAGGGCCUGGCCCUAGACUGGGUCCAGCACAACCUCUACUGGACCGACUCGGGCCACAAGACGGUCUCGGUGGCCUCGGCCUAUGACGGCCUCAAGAGGAGGGUGCUGGUGGACACGGAACUCAGCGAGCCCAGAGCCAUAGCCCUGGACCCCCAGCACGGGUUCAUGUACUGGUCUGACUGGGGCACCCGGGCCAAGAUUGAGAAGGCUGGGAUGAAUGGGGUGGACCGACAGGUCUUGGUGUCCGAUAACAUCGAGUGGCCCAACGGCAUCACCCUAGAUGUAGCCAACAGACGUCUGUACUGGGUGGACUCCAAGCUGCACCUCAUCUCCAGCGUGGACCUGAACGGGGCUCACCGCCGGACACACCUGUCCUCCUCAGAGAGACUGGGACACCCCUACGCACUGGCCGUGUUUGAGGACCGUAUCUACUGGACAGACAGGGAGAGGGAGGCGGUGUACAGCGCUAACAGGCUAACCGGCCGAGAUGUCAGCACACUGGCCGAGCACCUCAACGACCCCCACGACAUAGUGGUCUUCCACCCACUCCGACAGCCCCAAGGCCCAGACAGCUGUAACUUGGGCAGUGAGGCCAACGGUGGCUGUGAGUACCUGUGUCUCAAAGCCCCCCAGAUCACAGAGCACUCUCCCAAGUACACCUGCGCCUGCCCCACAGGACAGGACCUGGGGCCCGACAUGCGGGGCUGUGUGCCAGCAAAUGAGACUAUUACCACACCGUCGCCAUUCCCCACCGGCUCGGUAGCCAUCAUCACGGCAAGUAUCGAGGAGGACAAAGAGGACUCCCAUUCCACUUCUGGGUUGUCCCAGGCAGAUGCCGGGGUCCGCCACCUCACCCCCGCCCCCUCCAGCACCCCAGAACUCCUCCUCAUCGCCAAACCUGGGGCAGAGGUGAAGGAGAAAGAUGGCCGGCGUUUGGAUCACACCACCUCCACCACAGUAGGGUCUGGGGACACUAAUGUCAUCAAGGAGGACAGCAAUCUCUCUCACCACUCUGGAAGUGAGCAUUUUCUCCUGGGGGAGAACCUGACAGUGGCAGUUCUGGGAGUAGUCAUCCCUAUAGUUCCUAUUGUUGCCACAGUGGUCUUCGGUCUGCUCUGCACUGGCGUCUACCUGGUUUGGCGGAACUAUCGUGUAAACUCUACCAAGAGUAUGAACUUUGACAACCCCGUUUACCGCAAGACCACAGGCGAGGGCGAAGAGGACGAGAUUCACAUCGGACGGACGGACAGUGGCAUGAGCGGCCAGCACGGGCAUCACCCGUACCCAGUUGGAGUGGGGUGUGGCGUAGUCGGCGGGGGCGGAAAUACAUGCCCUCAGUUUAUCGCUCUACCACUGGGUGGCAGUAUGCCCGACCCGGGGACUCACUGGUACACGGAGCAGCCUAUGCUGUCCACUACGGCUAAGUGAGGUGGGCAAAGUGGGAGGAUGGAGACUAGACUAAAUGGCUGCUCAGGGGGUUAAUUUUCAAGAUGGCCGCUGCUCAGGCGCACACACAUACACACAUGCACACACACACAGUACCAAGGUCAGGGGUCACUCACUGAGUCUGUUCAAGGGAUGGACAUAUGAUGUUCUCGUCACAUCCAGCCAUUCGUGACCAUGCUGUGCCAAUUCAUCACACAAAAUUGACAGUUUGACACUUUCUAAGGUUUAUUUAUGUUAUGUCAGAGUUGGGGUUGGUUCGGUUUGAAUUCCUGUCAAUUCAGUUCUUGAAUUCUCUAUGAAUCAAUUGAAUUUAGAUCACUGGACUUGAGUUGCAGCUGAGUCGACACCAAUUCUGGAUGUUUUUCAUCCACUUUUGAUCAAUUUCAGCAGUAUUGAGCUGUGCUAUCUGUCUCACGUUUAAGGCCGAGAGGAGUUCCAAGAGAGUCAUUUUGCCCUUGACUUUAUAAAUCUAUGCUCUCCAUGUUAUAUCCCUGGUGGAUCCUCAUUGUCUGGCUUUUUAGGGGGAGGUUUAAAAUGAGGGCAGCACCUUAGUUGAUGGGACAAUCUGUAUAGUUUUAAGCUAUUAAUUCAACACGUUUUAUCGUUCACCUCACGAUUAUUAAAGAUGUCAUGGUGUUUUGUUAUUCUGGUCAGGGCUUUUGUCUUGGAGUGGAGUGAAAGGUUUGAGAGAGGUUGUUGUGUGUGUGUGUGUGUGUGUGUGUGUGUGUGUGUGUGUGUGUGUGUGUGUGUGUGUGUGUGUGUGUGUGUGUACUUAGGUGUGUGUGUGUGUACUUAGGUGUGUGUACCUACUCUCUACAGUUCUUCUUUGACGUUAUCCUUAUUGAACCUAAAAGGCUACAAGAGGACAAGCAGGGCAAAGGGUCGUUGAGAAAGUUUUGUGGCAGCAUUGGGAAAGUUUUGUGGCAGCUUUGGGAAAGUUUUGUGGCAGCUUUGGGAAAGUUUUGUGGCAGCUUUGGGAUCCAAAAGAAAGCGUAAGGCUUAGCGAGAGAAGCCUUUGUAGUAAUUAACGGUAGGCUGGAUUUUUAGGCCCAGUGAAGACGUCUAGCUAGUGGCUAACAGUAUCCGUGUUAAGGCUUUUGUGUGUGUCUACGACAUGUCUCUAGACAAUUAGAAUGCGGCAAGUAUUGCUGGUCAAAACUACAUUUCAUUUAUACUCAGGCUGACUGUCUGUAGAUCAUCACUACGGUGAAAACGGUUCUACUUUGACCCUGCCACAGUGUCCAUUGUCACGAGUAGAUAGAGCCACUGGCGCUACAUAACCAUGACAAUAAAUUCCAAACGCCUGAUUGACAGCUAGCUAGCUUGCAUUAGCAUACAGAAUAUACAUACAUUUAAUAUUAUGGACGACUGUAUUUUUUGUAGAGCAUAUGUUAAGUUUAGUUAUGGAGCACCCUUGUCUCUUUGCCGUUGGGAGUGAAGACUCCAAAGAUUCUCAACAACAAAAAAAUCCUGGUUAGCAAUUGGUAGCCAGCUUAAUUCAACCUGUAAUUAAACUGACUUUAGCUGAGCUGGCUAUCUAGUCAAUCUAAUUCCAGACUAGGUGUGAGUAUGAGAAAUCAAACAAACAAAUAUUAAUCUCUUCUCAGGAGAAAGGCGGCUUCCUCCUUGUUUUCUCAUUUAUACGAGGGAUAGAAUGUAAGUCACUAUCACGUGACAAUAUAAUGCUCAUGAUAUCAACUUUGUGUUUAUACAAACAAACCACGUUUGUAAAUAUAAUUUAGAUGAUAUCACUGCAACAACAUCUCAAUAGAUGGACUAAAAACCAGCCUUUAGCUAUGAUAAUGAGAACAGAGUUGGCUAGAGCAGAAUUAGCUAGCUAGAAGGCUAAUGUUUAACUAGGCUAAAGCAGAACCAGAUAUGGCUAAUGGCUACCAGGCUAAUGCUUAGCUAACAGUUUGAGAAAAGCAAUUAGAGGGUUGUUGUACUGAGGUGAAUAAUUUAGGCUAUUAUUCUCCUCUCCUCUUUUUAGCUGUUUUCCAUGGCCACAGGUGAAUUUGUCAUCUGUUAUUGUUGAUUUUAUUUCCCCUUUAUCUACUCACUUUGUCAGUACAACACACACACAGUCACUCACCCUCAAGAGAUCACACACAGGGGUAUUCUAUUAGUAUCCCCAUUAGCUGUUGAGAUAGCAGCAGCUACUAUUCCUGGGGUCCACACAGAACAUGAAGCAUGACAUAAUACAGAACAUUAAUAGACAAGAACAGCUCAAGGGCAGAACUCCAUAAAUUGGACGGAACUACAGAAACAUUAACUUGCACUAGAAGAUACUAUUUACACACAGCAUACAUAAUCACUCGCCCUUCACAAACACAAGCAUUACACUCACCCUAAAGACAGACAGACACACACACACACACACACACACACCAGACACACACACACACCAGACACGUGAACACAAACAUCCAUGCCCCUGUCUUCAUUCUUUGAAAAGAUGUCAAUGUGAGCUUUCAUAUAGGAGGCACUCAGUCAGUGGGAGGUCGACUGCUGACAAAAGGCCCCUGUCAGCCAUUUUGGUGGCCGGCAUCACUGUGGCAGAUUUUUUUUCCUGCUUCCUAAAUGGCACCCUAUUCCCUUUUUAGUACACUACUCUUUUUUUAUUUUUUUACCAGGACCCAUACGGCUCUGGUCAAAAGUAGUGCACUAUGUAGGGAAAAGGAUGUCAUUUGGGACACAGGCUUAAACAGUAAUGAGGUUCAGUCAGGUUGGAUUCUCCUGUCAGUAAACACAACUGUCUUUUGUCCACCUCUCCUUUUGUCCUGUCCCGCACAUUGGUGAUCCGCUCAGAAAAUAGACAUUUCUGAGUCCCCUCCAUUGUAGUAUUGUCGAUCACGGUGAUGGGAUGAAAUAGGAUUUGGUAAGAGCCAGAUUGAAUAGGUGUGUGUAGUGGGGGUGGAUAUGUGUGUGUGCCUGUGUGUGUGUUUAUGCGUGUGUGUGAGUAUUUGUGUUCAUUUCACAGCCAUAUUGGAAACGUUUUGUACACUUUUUGUUGCCCAGCCCUCUCAGAAUGCCUUCUGUAUUGUGUGUGUUGCAUGAGAGAACGUGUGCGUACUCGUGCGUGUGUGUGUGUGUGUGUGUGUGUGUGUGUGUGUGUGUGUGUGUGUGUGUGUGUGUGUGUGUGUGUGUGUGUGUGUGCGCAUGUUUGUCAGAAUGAGUGCAUGUGAGUACAGUAUGUAUGUUCUUGGGACCGGAGUAGCUGCGAGGGUGUUUUUUGAAAUCAUGAUUUGUAAAUACAUUUUCAUAUUGCAAACCAGUUUUUGAUAAAGUAUUAUACAAUUCUGUAAAAGAAAAAUAUGUACAUAAGAUUUUAGAUGAGAAUAAAGUGUUGAUGACAGCAUAUUAAUUUAUUUGUAUAAAAGAGCACUGCAUUCCCUGAUUGUACGAAAUAUGAAUUAUCCGCCCAAGUGUUUUGUGUUGUUACUUGGUCUUGCUUCAUUUGAUAACCUUUUCUCUUUCCAAAUGUGUACUUCUUUAUCAGUACAAGUAAUACAACGUGGUUCCUCCUCAAUAUCUCCCCGUAUCUCAUUGUUUCUCAAGCCCAGUGUUUUAUAAUAUGAACGAUUUGUUUUCUGGUGCCUUUUUUUCUCUCUCUUUGUUGUACUGCUGUUUUGCUGUGGGAGAUGGCUUCUUUUCAAGCAACUUCUGGAACAUGCAAAUAAGAACAUCUGCACCCAGAAUUGACAAAACCGGUCUCGCUCACCUUUUUAUUAUUUCAUGAAGUUGUUCUUAAAUAUCUAUAUAUUGGUAUAUAAAACUUUAUUGCAAAUCUCUU
Molecule: messenger RNA, 6888 nt
Organism: Oncorhynchus mykiss (rainbow trout)
Lineage: Eukaryota; Metazoa; Chordata; Actinopteri; Salmoniformes; Salmonidae
Product: low-density lipoprotein receptor-related protein 8
Biological process (GO): receptor-mediated endocytosis; canonical Wnt signaling pathway
Cellular component (GO): signaling receptor complex; apical plasma membrane; plasma membrane
Molecular function (GO): Wnt-protein binding; Wnt receptor activity; hormone binding
Source: RefSeq, a predicted model, not a curated record